Messenger RNA from Nomia melanderi (Alkali bee), 3357 nucleotides. RefSeq lists its product as uncharacterized. Lineage: Eukaryota; Metazoa; Arthropoda; Insecta; Hymenoptera; Halictidae. The record is from RefSeq and is a predicted model, not a curated record.
CAGGACAGUACCUGUUCGCAAGACCACCUGUGUUUUCUAUGUCCUUGCGGACGGGAGUAUUGAUCCAAUAACAUUUAACAUAUGAUAUCACACCAUAGCCGCGCCCAUGUCUCCCGACGAUUUUAUUUUCACAUUUAUUAGCAGAUAAUAUCUGCGAGAUUUCGUUAUGAAAGAAAUGGCGUUUUGCUUAUUUCACGAAGCGAAUUAGACGAAUGGAAUUUUUCAACUUUCUACAGAUCUGCGUAUUUCUGUAUUGAAACAAAAGCAUUUUUUUUGGAUUUUGACGUAAACAAUGAUUUUCGUGAAUACUGAACAGCUUUAAAUGAUCAAAAUGCCUACGCUGUAUACGUUGAUACGUUUAAAUACACGUGUCCACUGAAAACGCGCGCGUACCGUAAAUACGAAUUUCAGAUUUCAAUUUGAAAAUACUCUGAAGUAUUUAUGUUACGUGACUGAAACAUCGAAAUUCCAUUGCCAAUUUAACUCCUGUUCGAAACUGAAAAGAAAUCUGCACACAAUUUGACAUUCGUUCUUUAACAUAUCGGACACGCAUGAGAAAUUUGGUUAAAUUAAUUUCUGAAUCUUUGACGUGAUAAAGGAAAAAUGGCUUGUUUAGUAGAGCACAGGGAAAGUAAUGAAAUAAUUAAUAAAGAUAGAGUGCAUUUACCAUCUUUUAAAAUGGAAGAAGAGUAUAAGUUUAAGUACACGCCUGAAAGUCAUUUUAAGCAUGUAGUAAAAAAUGUACAAAGGCUAAGGCGCAAGGAGGAUGAAGAACGUAUCUGGAUGUCAUUCGUUAAAGAACAGGAGUUAAGUAAUCUAAGGUUCUCAGAAAAAGACAUUCAUCCGUCUAUAAAAGGUAUCAACGAUCUCUUACAUGACAAUAUGCAAGAUGUGGACAGGGAACUUAAGAGACUGCAAGAAGAUACUCUACCCGAACGAAAUAAAGGAAUUUGUAUCUGUAAAUCUAAUAACAGAGAUGAAAAUACUGCAAAUAUAAAGACAAACAGUAUACAAAACUAUUCUCCAAAGCAAAAAUCACAAAUAAGAGACAGAAACGAGUGUGAUGCUAAUAUUUUAAUUCCAAUAACACAGGAGGAUAAUGUUACAAACUGCCAAGAUCCUAAGGCAUUUAAAAAAGUUCUGAGAUCAAAGACCAAAAAAUCUGUAUCAGAUUCUUCCAUUAUACGAAAAAAGCAUUACACCAAUCAGUUUCUUCGAGCAACCAAUCACUUGAUUGAAAAUGAUUCAGAUUCGGACAUGGAUUUGAGUAAUGAUAAAAUCGAUACUGUUCAUAUACAAGCGGAUCCACUUACAAUACACAAAAUUCUCUCAAUGCAAAAAAAGAUUUCUGAGUUAUUGAAUGAAAUUUCGUUUAGAUUAUCCAGAAUUCCUCUGCCAGAUGGAAAUAAUGAUCUGAAAAGAAGACAGCAACAGACUAUGGAAUUUGCUAUUAGGUUCUCAAGAAAUUAUCUGUACAAUCUUAACAGACUUGUUACAAGUAUUCAAAGGCAUAUUGGCGCUAUAUCCACUAAAACAAGACUACAGCAUUAUCAUAGAAGUGUUACAUUGCAUCGUGAUAUGAUUAAACAAAAGCUGAUUGCUGCUCAUCAAUUAUUAAUACAAGCUUUAAAUGCCUAUUGCAAGCAUAUACCGAACUCUACUUCUGAAGGUCAUUCUACAAAGCUUCAAAAUGUGUUACAGAUCGUCGGUAACUUAAGAGAUAUUUGCAAUAAAGUUGAUAUCUCUGCCAAUCAUUUCUGCUCAGGAGAUAUGAAUGCUUCAUUAGUGGAAGAUGAUCUUCAAGCUGACAUUGACACUAUCUUGUCGAAAUUAAAGUUGAGUUUAGAAUGUAAAGAACAACCUGCAAGUCAUAAGAAUAUUGAACCUACAACAUCUCUUACAAGAACAUCUUUACAAAAUGGAAAACAGACGAACAAGAAAAAUUUAUCUAGUCGAUUAAGCAUGUAUAGUAUAGAUGUACCUAAAACUAAUCAAAGAAAAAACACAGAGCUAAGAGGGAAAAAGCAUGGUUACCAAGGAGAAAAAAAAUAUAAAGUUGAAGACGUAAGAAACGUACACAGUCAACAAUUUACAAUACCCGAGCUACUGUAUCCUAGUCCUGCUACACACACGUCAUCUUCUAAGGACACCGUUUUGAUUGAUUGUACGAAAAAGGCGAAUUACUCAAAAGAUGACGAUAUCAAAACUAUGAUGGAUGAAAUACCAAUUGAUUCUGAGAAUGAUAGUAACAUAGAAAUUCGGAGCGGACGUAGUAAUAUAGUGAAAAUGGAACAGUCUAAAGGAGUACAGAAGAAGUCAUUUACAGAAGUAUGGAAAUCUAAGAGUACAAAAGAUAAAGAAACAGAUCCUAAAGUACAAAAUGUUUUAAAUGAUGAUGAUUUAGUAAAAAAAGUAACUACAAUUACCAAAGAACAUUUGUCCACUCUAGUCCCUGUAAUAAGUGAUUUAAUGACUCUUAUUUCAAAAAAGAAAACUGAGGUGGAUACACAGCCUAUAUCCGAAACAUCUAUGGGAACAUUAAUGGAGUUUCUACAAAAACAUCAAUCCCCUAAAGAUUUUGACACUAAAACGAUUUUAACAGAUGCUGGUGAUAAAUGUUCAUAUUUUACAGCAACUAGUUUAUCCGAAGUUCAGAAGCACAAUAACAAUGUACAACUGAUUUGUAUGUCAUCCGUGGAUAAAACUUCUGAAACAAAGCAACGUGAUGUGUCGUGUCAAGCAGAUGAGACUGCACUAAAGAUACUCAGUGAUACAAGAACACCGUGUUCGAUUACCAAACAUAAAUUGAAACUCACUACUUCAGAAGAAACCAAACAACGAACUCUAGCGUAUAGAUAUAAUUAUAAAAAAGUGUGUCAAUCGAGACCAAUGUAUUCUAGCAAUACCCAGAAUAAACCGUGGGAUAUAGUAGCAUGCAGGAUAUCCGAUAAACUAAUAGAAGAAUUAAUAAAGGAGGUAACAAAAGAUUUAGGAGUGAACGACUUGAUACAAAAAUUGUACGACAUGGAGUUUCAAGAAUUUUAAGAAUAAUUAACAUUGAAUUAAUCUAGAAUAUCAUAUUCACGAAAUCAAUCAUUUUUAAAACGUUUUUCAUUUGGGAUGCAAAUUUUUUAAAUAAACUAUAAUUUUAUACAUCGAUGUAUAACUUAUUCUCUCAUGUUUGUUGUGAUUCAACUGGAAUAUACAUAUAGUAUAUACAUAUACGGUACAAUGUAGUAAGUACUAAAAUGUAUCUCGAAUGGCGGCGACCACACAAAGGCAACAUGGCGGUGAAACUAACCACUUCAUGAUACUUGUUACGAACACAGUAAUCAUUGGUAGCAAGUGUACAUAAAA